UACUGCGUGUAUAGGUGGCGUCGGCUAGCGGCGUGUCACGCGAGCUACAGACUACAGUAUAGUACGUAUGUAUGUAUAUGUACCCCUCCUGCUCCGAAACACACAACAUCAAAACACCGACAGCCAGUGAUUUCGUUAUUCGCUCUUAGUCGUCGUACCAAGUGACAUCGCGUCCUAGCAACAAUCGUUCGAGAAUAAAUUUUUGCAAGAUGUUGCGACUCGUCUUCUUGGCGAGCCUGUGCCUUGCCUUCGUCACUGCCGACGUUUUGAGAGUUCCACUGUACCGAGUAAAGAGUGCUAGAAGGACACUACAAGAAGUGGGAACGGAACUUCACCAAAUAAAACUUCGCUAUGGAGCUGAUCCAGUACCAGAGCCCCUGUCUAACUACUUGGAUGCUCAAUAUUAUGGAGAAAUUGGCAUUGGUUCACCUAUGCAGAAAUUCACUGUUAUUUUUGAUACGGGGUCCUCAAAUCUUUGGGUUCCUUCUAAGAAAUGUCACAUAACCAACAUUGCCUGCCUGCUCCACAACAAGUAUGAUAGCAGAAAGUCGAAAUCUUACAAGGCUAAUGGAACUGACUUUUCCAUUCGUUAUGGUUCUGGAAGUCUUUCUGGAUUUUUGUCAACUGACGUUGUUACCAUUGCUGGCGUGGAUGUGAAAGAUACCACCUUUGCUGAAGCUAUGAGUGAGCCUGGUUUAGCUUUUGUGGCAGCCAAAUUUGAUGGUAUCUUAGGAAUGGCAUAUGACAGGAUUUCGGUAGAUGGUGUUCCACCUGUAUUUUAUAACAUGGUCAAACAAAAUCUGGUACCUCAACCUAUUUUCAGUUUCUAUUUAAACCGGGACCCUAACGCGAAAAUUGGCGGUGAAAUGAUUCUAGGUGGCUCCGAUUCUGCUCAUUACACUGGUGAUUUCACUUAUGUUCCUGUAAGCCGCAAAGCUUAUUGGCAGUUCAAAAUGGACAAAAUCACCAUUGGCGAUAAAUUAUUCUGCGAAAACGGCUGCGAAGCUAUUGCCGAUACUGGAACUUCUCUUAUUGCUGGACCUGUUGGGGAGAUUGAAGGAAUAAACAAGAAAAUUGGCGCGACUCCAAUCGUGGCUGGCGAAGCAAUGGUAAGUUGUGAUGCUGUUCCAAACCUGCCCACGAUCGACUUUGUGGUUGGCGGAAAGAAGUUCUCUUUGAAGGGAGAAGAUUACGUGCUCAAGGUUUCCCAAUUCGGCAAGACCAUCUGCUUGAGUGGAUUCAUGGGCAUCGACAUCCCACCACCAAACGGUCCGCUAUGGAUUCUGGGUGACGUUUUCAUCGGUAGAUUCUAUACAGAAUUCGACAUGGGCAACGACCGCAUUGGAUUCGCGAAUGCUAAAUAGGAACUUUGCAAUGAAUUUAAUUUUAAUUUACUCAACUGAUUUGUUCAUCUCUUUUUACAUUCAACCUAUGACAACUAAGAAAUUUAACUAAGUUUUUAUCGCAAUUGUUAAUAUGAUGGAAAUAUGUGCUAUAAGAAUUCUGUGAUCAAGUGAUUUAAGUGAAUAUUGUAUGAAUGAAAUAAAGAUUUUAAUUCUGUAAAAAAA
This is a messenger RNA of Nasonia vitripennis (jewel wasp), 1568 nucleotides long. RefSeq names its product lysosomal aspartic protease. The record is from RefSeq and is a predicted model, not a curated record. Lineage: Eukaryota; Metazoa; Arthropoda; Insecta; Hymenoptera; Pteromalidae. Gene Ontology annotation, molecular function: aspartic-type endopeptidase activity. Gene Ontology annotation, biological process: cell death; proteolysis. Gene Ontology annotation, cellular component: lysosome. The coding region runs from base 210 to 1364 and encodes 384 amino acids. The transcript is spliced from 8 exons.